AUGUUUCGUCAAAGAACAAGCGCGCAGAAACCCGGCGAUGAACUGCUGGCUACGUUUAGAAAGCAGUUCCCCGAGGUAGCUGCUACAACCGCUGCACCAGUUGGUGCUUCACAGGUCGCUACUGUCGAUGCAACCGUUGUUCCCCCCGUACCCGGAAUCCAAGAAAGGAGCCACAGUCUCAGUCAUGAAGCUUUCAGGGACCAAGAUCCGACACCUAGAGCGACAAAUGAGCCUUGGAGAUUCACUCCCUCAUUGCUGGACCCCAACUCGUUUUCCUUCACCAAUUUCGCCAAUGCGCCGCCUGGCUAUUACACUCCUACCCCGGGAGGUACCAACACCAUCUACCACCCGCAAGCCGGUGACCUUCAUACACCCACCCUAGGACUCGGUAUGGGCCUAGGAACCCCAUUGUCCAUGCCCACUUCAGAAGGUGCGAUGAACUCUGGCCCAGCCAUGAUGGAUCUCGCUGGUUUUCAGGGUAUGCACCCUCAGCAAUUUCAACCGCAUUUCAACCCCUUCAUUCAGCCUCCUGCCCCUCAACAGUCCUUUGCGCCUUCGACAUUUGUGCAUCAGGAUACCGGUUAUGAGACCAUGGAGCAGGACGGAUCUCCCAUGAACUCUGAUCCAUCUGAAGAAAGGAUGGCUUCAAUUGACAGUGCGUUCCACAACUCGCCUAUGGUUGACUUCCAGGGGCGACAAUUUGGUGGCAUGCCCAUGGCUGCAGCUCUACCGCCCUCCGCCGAGAAAUUUCGAUUCCAUGCCACUCUCAAUGCGCCUACCGCUAUGAUCAAGCAUGCAGAUGAGAUCCCUGUUACCUACCUCAACAAAGGUCAGGCCUACUCACUUUCCAUCGUUGACACCAAUGCAACCAUUCCCGUGGCUCCCGGCACCAAAUUCCGCACAUUUGUGCGUAUCUCGUUUGAAGACGAGCAGCAGAGGCAAAAGCCUGGCGUCUGUUGGGCAUUGUGGAAGGAGGGAAGAGGCACGAAUGAGGCCCACCAAAGAGGCGGAAAGCUGCAGGCCGUAGAGUACGUUGAAGCCGGACAACCCACCGAGGGCGACGACAAAAGAACUCGCAUCGAGCUGGAAUCGGCCUCAUUCGACGGCUUCUCUGUAAUUUGGACUCCAGGAAUCAAUGGUGCCCCUGAGUGCAACAUUGCAGUACGCUUCAACUUCCUGUCGACGGACUUCAGCCACUCGAAGGGUGUGAAGGGUAUCCCAGUCCGGCUCUGCGCCAAGACCAACACUUUGCCCUCGGACCCCAGCCAGCCAGCAGCGGACGCCAAUCCCGAAAUCUGUUUCUGCAAGGUCAAGCUGUUCCGUGACCAUGGUGCUGAGCGCAAGCUGUCCAAUGAUGUUGCGCAUGUCAAGAAAACCAUUGACAAGCUUAAACAACAAAUCGCACAAGCGGAGAGCGGCAUGAAAGAUUUCGGUAAACGCAAGAGGUCCUCCGCUGCAGCACAAGUUAAGGGCACAGAUCAGCGACCUGGCAAGGUGCAGAAACACAAACGGACUUGGUCAAUGUCUUCAACAAGUUCAGCUGGAGGUGGUAGCCGUCCUCCACUUGAAGAAGACUUGCAUUUCAAGCUUCAGACACUGCAAGACAUGUUUACGAGCACCAGGCCUGUUAGCGUGUUGUACCUACGCGGCGAGGACCUUGACGACCCUGAUCUUCACCCAGUUUCGCUCCCCGGAGAACAGGGCGACCUUGCAAAGGUGGAAUCCCGCGAGGGUCCAGCUUGGCAGGCUCGAAGCGGACGCAGUUCCGUUGCUGGUUCAUCAUUGGUAUCACCCUCUCCUAGUUCUCUGUCUCUGGCAUCUCAAGCUUCGGCCAUGCCCAACCGACAAUGGUCAGGUUUUGACGGGGAAGGUUCUGGCGAACCUCCUUCGCGGCAAGGCUCUGACCAGCCGACAAAGAUCACCAAGACGGACGACGCCGGUAACUUGAGCGGAUGGAUCGAGGCUCUUGGAGUCGAUCCAUCAUACCGCCCUCCUCCAGAGCGUGUCCUUAAGCCUGUGGCUUGCUUUUAUGUCAUUCGGCCGAACACAUCUGAUCCUGAGAAGCGAGAGUACUACAAAGCCAUCUACCUAGCUCAGCGAAACUUGAAGGAUUUCAACUACCGUAUUGCCACCAAGUGGAAUAUCGAACCGUCAAGGAUUGUGCGGACAGUUCAUGUGCUGGAACGUGGACUUGAAGUCGAAAUGGACGACGACGUCAUUUCGGAGCUAAGAGAAGGCCAAGACAUGGUGCUCGAAAUCAAGGAGCUCGUGGACGAAGUUCAGCCCAAGAGAGAAUGGGACAUGGUGGUCGACCCAAGUGAUGGCGAUGCUAUGGACCAAACGUCUCUCCAAGGAGGCUACGAAUUGCGCCUCAAUUUCUAA
Molecule: messenger RNA, 2382 nt
Organism: Colletotrichum truncatum
Lineage: Eukaryota; Fungi; Ascomycota; Sordariomycetes; Glomerellales; Glomerellaceae
Product: CP2 transcription factor
Biological process (GO): regulation of transcription by RNA polymerase II
Cellular component (GO): nucleus
Molecular function (GO): RNA polymerase II cis-regulatory region sequence-specific DNA binding; DNA-binding transcription activator activity, RNA polymerase II-specific
Source: RefSeq, a predicted model, not a curated record